GGGGUGCCCGACGCCGGUUAUGCGCAUGCGUGGAAGCAUCGGGUCGCCGAUUGGAGGCCGUGAGUCACGGGGCGGCGUGCGGAGGCCUGAGGGGGCGGGGCCGGCGGGCGCGCGCCGCGCUACGAGGUCUCUGGUUGGCCAGCACGAAUCACGUGAUUCCGGGUAGCUGGGGGCGCGCGCCCGUGCGACGUCAACGCAGCCCGCUAAGCUCCCCUGACCUGUGUCCCCGGCCGGCCCGGCUGAGUCCUCCGAGGGGCCUGGGGCGGGUGGUUUGCUGGGUAUCUUUGCGGCCACGAUGGACAACUCCGGGAAGGAAGCGGAGGCGAUGGCGCUGCUGGCCGAGGCCGACCGCAAAGUGAAGAACUCGCAGUCCUUCUUCUCGGGGCUCUUUGGAGGCUCGUCCAAAACAGAGGAAGCCUGCGAAAUCUACGCCAGAGCAGCAAACAUGUUCAAAAUGGCCAAAAACUGGAGUGCUGCCGGAAACGCCUUCUGCCAGGCAGCCCAGCUGCAUCUGCAGCUCCAGAACAAGCACGACGCCGCCACCUGCUUUGUGGACGCCGGCAACGCGUUCAAGAAAGCUGACCCCCAAGAGGCCAUUAACUGUUUGAUGAGAGCAAUCGAGAUCUACACAGACAUGGGCCGGUUCACCAUCGCAGCCAAGCACCACAUCUCCAUCGCUGAGAUCUACGAGACGGAGCUGGUGGACAUCGAGAAGGCCAUCGCGCACUACGAGCAGUCUGCAGACUACUACAAGAGCGAGGAGUCCAACAGCUCGGCCAACAAGUGUCUGUUGAAGGUGGCUGGAUACGCCGCGCAGCUGGAGCAGUAUCAGAAGGCCGUUGACAUCUACGAACAGGUGGGGACCACCGCCAUGGACAGCCCCCUCCUCAAGUACAGCGCCAAGGACUACUUCUUCAAGGCGGCCCUCUGCCACUUCUGUAUCGACAUGCUCAACGCCAAGAUCGCUGUCCAGAAGUACGAGGAGCUGUUCCCCGCUUUCUCCGACUCCCGGGAGUGCAAGCUGAUGAAGAAAUUGCUAGACGCCCAUGAAGAGCAGAACGUGGACAGCUACACCGAGGCGGUGAAGGAGUUCGACUCCAUCUCCCGGCUGGACCAGUGGCUGACCACCAUGCUGCUGCGCAUCAAGAAGACCAUCCAGGGCGAGGAGGAGGACCUGCGCUAAGCCCCGCCCCCGGCACCUGUCUUCAGCCCCUCUGCUUUCCCCAGUGGCCCCUCCAGACACUGCGUGAGCCCCGAGAGGUGGCCCAAGACCUGGCUGGGACCUUCCCUCCCUUCCCCCCAGGAGGCUCGCAGGCCACAGUGCAGGCUCCACACUGCCUCGGGGCCCUGGAGGCCGGCCUGCUGGCUACACAGUCACCCUCUAUUCUCGCACCCCUCGUCCCUCCCCGGCCCGUUUAUUUAAGCCCCAAAGAGACCCUUUUCCACCCCGAAGCACAGAGUCUGUGGCAUAGACCGGUCAGCUGUGGGUGCCGCCAGGGGGUGGGGUCAGCAUCUGACCCUCCAUCGCCUGACCGGCUGGGGCCGGAGCGUGAGGUUGGUUCCUGUCUCCCCACUUCUGUCCCCCAGCCAAGCGCUGAGCACAUGCAGCAGCAGCUGAGAUUGGCUCUCUGCUGUGGGGGAGUUCCCCCUCCCCCCAGCACCGGGAGCCUCCCAGCCUCCUGCCGCCCAGCCUCCCAGGAGAGACCCCAGGCCCCGGAGCAGGGGUCAUCCUGCACCCGCCCCACAUCUGCUGCCAUUGUGCUCUGAGGUUUUGUUUGGGGGGAAGCUGCAACUGGCCCCCAAAAGAAAAUAAAAAACAACACUUUUGCAUGA
Molecule: messenger RNA, 1833 nt
Organism: Myotis davidii
Lineage: Eukaryota; Metazoa; Chordata; Mammalia; Chiroptera; Vespertilionidae
Gene: NAPA
Product: NSF attachment protein alpha
Exons: 11
Coding region: 296-1183 (295 amino acids)
Biological process (GO): SNARE complex disassembly; synaptic transmission, glutamatergic; intracellular protein transport
Cellular component (GO): vacuolar membrane; synaptobrevin 2-SNAP-25-syntaxin-1a complex; terminal bouton
Molecular function (GO): syntaxin binding; soluble NSF attachment protein activity
Source: RefSeq, a predicted model, not a curated record